GUCUUAUAACCAAAGAUUGUGGUGUGUCUUUAUCAAUAGUGUCUUACCUCUACCAAUUAGUUAAAACAAGAACCUGCAUUGUUUUGAGAGCCUUGGGAGCCUACAUAACUAACAACUCAUCGGGAGGUAUCCCUCACCUGGUACUGUGAUUUUCAUUUCAAAGUUCACGGGGGAGCAGCAUGAACUGCCCUUAAAAGGUAUUUCAGCUCAAACAUUUUAAAAUAUGUAUUUUGACAUGAUUGUCCCUUGAAAGAUUAUGUUUAAUAAAUUGAAUAAUUUUGUGUGUAUUGAGGUAACUGGAGGCAAAUUCACAGAGACAGAAUGAAAGCAGAGAACUGUAGAGGACAGUGGAGAGUUAUUGUAUAAUCAGCUUAGAUUUAGAUUUUUGGGAGAAGGACAGGAUAGACAGAGGUACAGUUAUAAAGUGAGAAUGUAGUUAAUGCCCUAUUCCAACAAAAGCUUUAAGUAGUCAACUGUUACUCUUUGAUUAGAACAGUCAUGGAAGUGAGCUGCUGAGUGUAGACUCAGGGAAAAAAAAUAGUUGGAUUUGAGGUAACAAGGGUUGGUGAGGGUGGUAGUCUAGCAUAUUGCCCAGUAGGAGCAUCAGGUCCUAAUAUCUGUCUGUCCUCAGGGGUAGCAGUCCCAAUGCACUAAAUACAUGGAAGAAGGAAAUCAGACUGGGAUGGUCCUCUUCCACUUCCGCCCCUUCUCCAGACUCCCCGAGGUGCAGAUGCUGAUCUUUGUGGUCUUCCUCAUGAUGUACCUGGUCAGCAUCGGAGGAAACAUGUCCAUCGUCCUCACCACCUGGACCAAUCGGUGUCUCCACACCCCUAUGUACUUCUUCCUGGCGAACCUGGCUAGCCUGGAGAUCUUCUAUUCUUCUACCAUAGCUCCGCUGACUCUGGCCAGCGUCCUGUCUGCAGAGAGAACUGUGGUCUCCCUGGCAGGCUGUGGUGCCCAGAUGUUCUUCUUCAUCUUCCUGGGCAGUGCUGACUGCAUCCUGCUGGCUGUCAUGGCCUAUGACCGGUUUGUGGCCAUCUGUCACCCUCUGCGCUACACCCUCAUCAUGAGCUGGCACCUGUGUGUCCAGCUGGCCCUGGGGUCCCUGUUGCUGGGGUUCAUCUUGGCCAUGCAGUUGACCGUGCUCAUCUUCCGGCUGCCUUUCUGCAGCAGUAAGGAAAUCAGCCUGUUCUACUGUGAUGUCCUCCCUGUCAUGAGACUGGCCUGUGCAGACACCCAUGUCCACGAGGCCACCCUGUUUGUGGUCAGUGUCAUCGUCCUGACCAUCCCUUUCCUCCUCAUCACUCUGUCCUAUGUCUUCAUUGUAGAUGCCAUCCUGAAGAUCCGUUCCGCUGAGGGGAGGCGCAAAGCCUUCUCUACCUGUUCCUCCCACCUGACUGUGGUCCUCCUGCAGUACGGAUGUACAAGUCUCAUCUACUUGUGUCCCAGCUCCAGUUACUCUCCUGAGCGGGGCCAGGUAGUAUCUGUGGUUUACACAUUCAUCACCCCUGUGCUGAAUCCUUUGAUCUACAGCAUGAGGAACAGAGAACUCAAGGAUGCUUUGAAGAAGGCAGUCAUGAGGUUCCUCCUGCUUGACAAACAAUGAGGACUCUGAGUGAUCAUCUCCAAGGCUGGUAGUAGAGAUGCUGAGUCGCCUGUUGAUAAGAUGAGGGGGUGGCUUUGCCAGCUAGUUUGAUACAGUUAGAUUUCCCAGUCAUGUGACCAUUCCACAGUCAUGUUUCUUUUCUCAGCUUUGGGUUAGUCAUUCUCCAACACAGGAAUGAAGAAUACCUGCAGAAUCCAAUGUUGAGGGCUCUGAAGAUUAGCAGAUAUUAGUGAAAAGAACUGUCACUUUUAAAACUGAAACAUAGCAAGCAGUGAGCAUAGUUGUCCUUUCCCCGACAUCUUAUGUAAUGUCUGUUCACCUUGGAUUUUUCUCCAGAUACAGGUCUUUGGUUGAUGGCAGUCCUCAACGCUGAACAUAGGAAAGACAAAAACUAGCAGCAAGACAAGCAUUAGGCCUGGAGCAUUCUGCUCUGACCUCUUUUAUUUCCAUUG
Messenger RNA from Microtus ochrogaster (prairie vole), 2058 nucleotides. Its product is annotated as olfactory receptor 10V1-like. Lineage: Eukaryota; Metazoa; Chordata; Mammalia; Rodentia; Cricetidae. Gene Ontology annotation, biological process: G protein-coupled receptor signaling pathway. Gene Ontology annotation, cellular component: membrane. The record is from RefSeq and is a predicted model, not a curated record. Gene Ontology annotation, molecular function: olfactory receptor activity; G protein-coupled receptor activity.